AUGUAUCGACAAGAAAUGACUCGUGAUAAUGUGGCUGUUGAUCCGGUCACAAUUGUCAUCAAGGAAUGUAUUUCUUUGUCGACUUCUAUGAGGAAGUACGCGAAAUAUUCGGUGCAAUCUGGUGUUGCAGCCUUGUUAGGGGGGGGAAGUGAUAUAUUCAUAAAUCAGGACGCUUCAUUGGCAGGUACUUUCAAUAAUUUAGCAGCUAGUAAGACUAAGGAUCCACUACUGUCGGGGUUAAUUCAGUUGAGAUUGAUGUUAAAUCAUAAAGAUAAUUUAGAAGAUGUUGAUGCGCUAACUGUCUUGCAACCUUUCUUAUUGGUGAUAAGCACAGCUUCAACGUCAGGAUAUAUUACAUCAUUGGCCUUAGACUCAUUACAAAAGUUUUUCGCCUUUGGUAUUAUUAACGAAUCUUCGAAAAACCAUGUCGCAGCUUAUAGACAAACGAUCAACUCUUUAACCCACUGUAAAUUUGAAGGUACUGAACAUUUAUCCGAUGAUUCUGUCCUUUUAAAGGUAUUGGUUCUUAUUGAAUCAAUUAUUGCUUCUCCUUCAGGUGAGAUUCUUUCCGACUCAUGUGUGUACGAUGUGUUACAAACUGUCAUGUCCUUGGCUUGUAACAAAAGAAGAACUGAUGUGUUGAGAAAGGCAGCAGAAAUGAGCAUGCUAUCGAUUACCGUCAAGAUAUUUGACAAGUUGAAAAAGUUAGACUCAAGCAAACAACACAUCUUCAUUAACGAUCAGGACUUCUCGAAGAACGUUUUGAAAGAUGACAACAUAGGUGCCGAAGGAAGCAGUGACAUUGAUUCCGUUGAAAAUGGCAAUUUUACAGCAUCAAGUGAAAGUCAAAAUUUAGAAUCGGACUACGGACUUGCAGUUAUAAAAGAUUAUAUGGACAUUUUAGUGUCUCUUUUGUUGCCUGAGAACCAACACAAACAAAACAAUUCCACUAAGGUGUUUGGUCUGCAUUUACUAAAUACAGCCAUUGAAUUAGCUGGCGACAAAUUCCCACAACAUCCGCAGUUGUUUUCCUUGGUUGCCGAUCCUAUCUGCAAAAACAUUCUGUAUAUCAUCCAAAAUUCGGAUAAACUCUCGUUGCUACAGGCUGCCCUGCAGCUGUUCACAAAUUUGACCAUUAUACUUGGUGACCAUUUAUCAUUACAAAUUGAAUUUACCAUCAACACUAUUUUUUCAAUUUUAUUAGAUUCAAACGUUUCAGAUGAGACUAAGCCAAGACCAGCUGUUGUUAAAGAAUUAUUGAUUGAACAAAUCUCAAUUUUAUGGACAAGAUCUCCUUCAUUUUUCACCGCUGUUUUCAUCAACUUUGAUUGCAGCUUGGAAAGGUCGGAUUUGGCUAUUGAGUUUUUGAUGGCAUUAACAAAAUUAUCUCUACCGGAAUCUGCGCUAACGACAUCAGAUAGUGUUCCUCCAAUCUGCUUGGAAGGAUUGAUAUCUGUUGUAGAUGAUAUGCAUGAUCACUUUUUGAAAGCAGGAGUGCAGGAAUUCGUUCCGGAAGAACUGGGCACUCUCAAUAAGAGAAAUUUGAAGACCGAAUUCAUUAAAUGUGCAGAGGAGUUUAAUAAAAAGCCAAAGAAAGGCAUUCCAUUGUUGAUUGAGAAAGGUUUCAUUUCGUCAAAUUCUGAAGAUGAAAUAGCUAAAUUCCUUUUUGAUAAUAAUGCUCGGUUGAACAAAAAAACUAUUGGUGAGUUUAUUGCGGCGCCUGAAAAAGUCGGCCUUCUUGCAAAAUUUAUUGGAAUGUUUGACUUUACAGGUUUAAGAAUUGAUGAGGCAAUCAGAGCGCUUCUUACCAAAUUCAGAUUACCUGGUGAAUCUCAACAGAUCGAGAGAGUUGUGGAACAGUUCUCCGCUAAGUACGUCGAAGACCAACACUAUAAUCCUGAAAGAGAUGGGCUGGAAAUUGAGGGAGAUUAUUCUACAAUUCAGCCAGAUGCAGAUUCAGUUUUCGUUUUAUCUUACUCGGUAAUCAUACUGAAUACAGAUUUCUACAAUCCUCAAGUGAAAAAACAUAUGACAUUUGAAGAUUAUACCCUCAACUUGAAGGGUUGUAACAAUCAGAAGGACUUCCCAUUAUGGUAUUUGGACAAGGUUUACUGUUCUAUCAGGGAUAAAGAAAUCGUUAUGCCCGAAGAACAUCAUGGAAGCGAGAGAUGGUUCGACGACAGCUGGAAUAACUUAAUUGCAGCUACCACAGUUGUAACAGAAGCUCACGAAGUCAGCAAAUGUGAAAGCUAUGUCCAAUCGUUAGGCCCUAAUCAAUUGAUACAAUUUGAUAAGGCUAUUUUUGAAAGCGUGGGUUCUUCCAUUAUAGAAACUUUGUUUAAAAUUUUCGAAGUUGCUUCAGACGAUCAUAUCGCAACUAGAAUGCUCACAACGUUAGAUAAAUGUUCAAAUCUUGCCAGCUUGUUUGAACUUGGUGAUAUCUAUAACGAUGUGAUUACAACCAUGGCCAAAUUUACUACUUUGACAGGAGAAAGAAAACCUGUUGACGACGUUUAUGUUGACGAAAUACCCGUCGUUCAGAUCGAUGUGGAAGAUUCUAAAGAAAGCAUUGCGGUAAGUAAUGUAGCCAUUCUUCUAGGCAACGAUUUCAAAGCGCAGCUGUCAACCGUUGUUCUAUUCAGAAUUUUAAGACAAAAUACAAACGUGGCUCUUAUUACUGAAGUGACGUGGAAUAAAAUUAUCGAUAUGCUUUUGAGUUUGUAUGAAAAUAUGUUGAUAACACCAGAUAUUUUCCCAGAUUUACAAGUGAGAUUGAAACUACCAAACCUACCUAAAUGCAAACCCGAAGUUCUCAUCAAUAGAUCGAACUCUAGUAGGGGUUUGCUUUCCACAUUUGCUUCGUAUUUGAAGGGUGAUGAAGAACCGACGGAUGAGGAAAUUCAAGCCUCAACCAAGGCAAUGGAGUGUAUCAAAACGGCAAAUAUUUCUGCUUCUCUUUUCGGGAAUGACAAGAAUGUUAAUGACACCUUAAUUAAACUAUUGCUUGAACACAUUAAAACUGAGGUUAACGAUGAUAACAAAAGAUUUUUCGAGCCAGAAUUGCUAUUCCUCAUGGAGUUAAGUGUCUCCCUGUUCUUAUUUUGUAAGAAUGAUGCUGUUUUAGGGAAAUUCCUGCUAGACAAAUUAUCGUCAAUAUGCCAAAAUGUUUCUUUAUCCAAAAAUGUCAUUGUGAGAAUAAUAUCAUACAAAAUUUUGAUUAUCUCCAUUUUAGAAAACCCUGAGUAUGUGGUUAAAUUAAUAAACGAGCAGUUACUCACAAAGAAUGAAGUCUUUGAUAACUCGUUCUUCAAAAGCCAAGCAGGUGCAAACGUUCUUCAGCGCUUGUUAGACUUAGCUGAAAUACUGAACUAUCAGGGUGCGCUUCUUCAUGAUCAAGGAUUCUGGAAGCUAUUGAGAAAGUACGCGGCGUUAGGCACUCCUUCAAACCAAGUUUAUGUCUUUUUGGACACAUCUGUGAUGAAAAAGAAAAACAUGAUCGAUGAUGUGAACUUCAUGUGGGUUCUCGGGCUGUUCGAUGAAAUGUCUUCUGUUGGAGCUGUUGGAAGUCAGUGGGAAGAACAAUACAAUAAUCUUGUGAAGACUGGUCAUAAAGUCGAUAAAGAGAAUCCCUAUCAAGAAAUAGUUGAACUAUCUCUCAAAUCUAUCAAUUUAACUACACAUCUUCUUAAUACAAAACCCACCGUCUCGAAAAGUGAAAUUAUCGCGAUUAUUCAAGCAUUAUCACAUCAGUGCUUGAAUCCUUGUUUUCAAUUACGUUCUUAUGCUCUAAGCUCCCUCGAAAAUCUACUUCUAAAACUGUUGGAGCCAUUUGUUGAUAAUGUGAUUUCAGUUAUAGCCCUUAUUGAAAUGGGUUUAUAUCCGCUAACAAAUGAAGUUGACGCUGAUUCCAGAAAAGCGGUACCUUUGCAGAACUUCUUGUCGUUGUUAUCAAAACUAUAUCUACAUUACUUGUCUUUAGAGAAGACUGACAAUGAAACUUAUUUGAAAGUGUUGAGUAUUUUUAAUAAGCAUGUCGAUGACGGAAAGGUAGAAGAACAAUUACAAGACAUGAUCACUAAGAAACGUGAAAUUGAGAAGAAGCAAGGUACACCAAGCACAGAUGCUGAGUCGGUGCCCGCUGAACCUACCCCAGUUUCAAAAUAA
Kluyveromyces lactis is the source of this 4164-nucleotide messenger RNA. RefSeq lists its product as uncharacterized. NCBI's taxonomy places the organism in Eukaryota, Fungi, Ascomycota, Saccharomycetes, Saccharomycetales, Saccharomycetaceae. The transcript has a single exon. Gene Ontology annotation, molecular function: guanyl-nucleotide exchange factor activity. Gene Ontology annotation, biological process: regulation of ARF protein signal transduction. The record is from RefSeq and is a predicted model, not a curated record. The coding region runs from base 1 to 4164 and encodes 1387 amino acids.